Microdochium trichocladiopsis is the source of this 738-nucleotide messenger RNA. Its product is annotated as ubiquinone biosynthesis protein COQ9. The record is from RefSeq and is a predicted model, not a curated record. Gene Ontology annotation, cellular component: mitochondrial inner membrane. The transcript is spliced from 2 exons. Gene Ontology annotation, molecular function: lipid binding. Lineage: Eukaryota; Fungi; Ascomycota; Sordariomycetes; Xylariales; Microdochiaceae. The coding region runs from base 1 to 738 and encodes 245 amino acids. Gene Ontology annotation, biological process: ubiquinone biosynthetic process.
AUGACGACACGAGCCGUUCAGAGCCGACUCCAUUGCGUAGCAGCGCCGCGUCGAUACCACUCCUACGAUCACCCGCCGCCUCCUCCUAUUUUCAGCGCUGCUGAGAGCGCUAUACUAUCGGCCGCCUACGCACAUGUCCCCGAGCACGGUUUCACCCAAAGGGCGCUCAGCCUUGGGGCGCGCACCGCCGGCUAUCCUGACAUCAGCAUCAGUGUGCUCCCUGAGGGCGUGUUCAGCCUGAUCAAAUAUCAUCUUGUGACUGCGCGCGAGGGUCUGGCACCUCGCAAGGUCAGCGUACUGGGGGGCACGGAGAACAGCCAGCUCAUCCCUAUACCAGAGAGAGUUGAGCUGCUGACAUGGGAGAGACUGCAAGCUAACGGGGCAGUCAACCACCGCUGGCAAGAGGCAUUAGCCAUCAUGGCACAGCCUAGCAACAUACCAGGCGCCCUCCACGAAUUGGCUCUCCUCGUCGACGAAAUCUACCAUCUAUCCGGUGAUACGAGCGUCGACCCUUCCUGGUACACAAAACGGGGCGCGCUCUCCCUAGUUUAUACUUCGACAGAGCUAUUUAUGACCAACGAUCGCUCGCCAGGCUUCCAAGAAACACGAGCCUUCCUGCAGAGAAGGCUCAACGAGUCAGACUCUCUGGGCUGGGCGUUUGGUAGCGUACGGCAGUGGGUUGGUUUCACGGCAUCUGCUGGUGUAAAUGUUCUGCGGAGCAAAGGCGUGCGCAUAUGA